This is a messenger RNA of Thyridium curvatum, 1488 nucleotides long. RefSeq lists its product as uncharacterized. Lineage: Eukaryota; Fungi; Ascomycota; Sordariomycetes; Thyridiales; Thyridiaceae. Gene Ontology annotation, cellular component: U4/U6 x U5 tri-snRNP complex. Gene Ontology annotation, biological process: mRNA splicing, via spliceosome. Bases 1 to 1488 code for a protein of 495 amino acids. The record is from RefSeq and is a predicted model, not a curated record. The transcript has a single exon.
AUGGACCGAAGCCAAACACCCAGCAGUCUGGGUCCGCGCCAUGACGCGACCUCUCGAGUACAAAAGCCAGAGUCGGCUGCGGAUCGCAUGGCUGCACUCAAGGCUCGUGUUGCGGCCGCCAUAGGUGGCAGCAAGGCGAAAGGUGGACUCAACGUCGGUCUUCACCCAGCCCUUGACGAUCUCGCCCAAGGUCCAGGGCUUACCACGAAACAAGGCGACACGAAAGCACCAGCUGGACGCGCCGGCAGCUUUCGCAAUAGUGUCGAGCCUUUCAAAGCUAGUUCCAAGGGACUGCAGAAUGGUGCACCUACGUCUGCCGCAAGCACUGUUCGAAGAAACCCAUACCUCGACAGCAGUACCGCACACCAGGGAGGUUCUGGCAAACAAAGAGAGUCAAGGCAACUGAACUUCAAUCAAAAGGGCAAAUACAUCCAACAGGCGAAUGCGCUCCGGAAGCAGGCAGCGUUGGAAGCGCUAAAGAAGCGGAUCGCCGAACAGACGCGGAAGGCUGGUAUUGACGAGGACCUAGAUGUUGAGAAGAACUUCGUGGUUGAACAACCCCCAGACAUCGAGUGGUGGGACGAAGGACUGGUCGGUGGAUCCAGCUACGGAGACGAUGAUCCAGUCAACAGACUCAAGAUCGGCACAGAGGACAGCAUCAUCACCGAGUUCAUCCAGCACCCAGUAGCCCUCGAGCCGCCGCAGGACAAGAACACGCCGGCGGCUAAACCGAUGUAUCUCACUUCCAAAGAGCAGGCCAAGCUGCGGCGGCAACGACGAGGUGCAGAGUUGAAAGAAGAACAAGCCAAGAUUCGUCUGGGCCUGGUCCCGGCGCCGCCGCCGAAGGUCAAGAAGAACAACAUGAUGCGUGUCUAUUCUGAGGAGUUCGUCGCAGAUCCGAGCGCGGUUGAGCUUCGCGUCAACCGGGAGAUUGCCGACAGGCACCAGAAGCACUUGCAGACAAACGAGGACCGCAAACUCAGCAAGGAGCAGAAACACGAAAAGCUGGCAGCAAACCAAGAAAAAGACGCUGCAAAGGGCCUACACAUUAUGGUGUUCAAGAUUGGCAGUCUCGCCAACGGCAAGAAUCGGUACAAGGUUGGCGUCAAUGCUGAGCAGUUGGCUUUGACUGGCAUCACCAUCCUCAACCCCAAGUUCAAUCUGGUGAUUGUGGAGGGCGGCUCGUGGGCUAUAGAAAAGUACAGAAAGCUCAUGCUCGGCAGGAUUGACUGGACUGAGAAUGCACCGUCGCGUGAUUCUGGCACCAAACGGGAGUCACUGCGGCAGUGGCUCAUGGCGGAAGACGAGGCGGGUGGGCUUCGGGAUCUAUCUCGAAACGAAUGCAAGCUGGUUUUCGAAGGCGAGGUAAAGAACAGAGCUUUCCGGAAGUGGGGUAGCCGGGUCUGCGAGACAGACGCAGAGGCGCGCGAGGUGCUCGCACGGGUGAGGAUGGACAACUUUUGGGCCCAGGCGAAGAGCAUGCCUUGA